This is a messenger RNA of Racocetra fulgida, 1683 nucleotides long. NCBI's taxonomy places the organism in Eukaryota, Fungi, Glomeromycota, Glomeromycetes, Diversisporales, Gigasporaceae. The record is from the annotation of a GenBank genome assembly.
CUUUUGAAAAUCCUUCUUGGACUCGACAAAUGGAUUUAAUUGAAAAAAUUAAUGGCAAGAAUCUAAUUGUCCUUGUUACAAGGAUGGAUCUACUUAAUAUUAAUGAAGUUUCUCAAGAGAUAAGAACUAAUAAAGAAUUCAUAAGAAAGUUAACUGGUAGUGAUAUUGAAAUUCAAGGGACAAACAAAAAUAGUAACAAUGAAUGGAAAGAGCAUGGCAUUGAACUGAUUGAAAUGAAUGAUAAACAACAAAUGGAAUUCGAAAAUUCUGUUGGAAUGAUGAAAUUACAGAACAAAUUACUCCAUACAUUACAUAUACAUAUUGUAAAAGCUGCAGAAGAACUUAUGAAUUAUACAUCUGAAUGGAAAUCUAACAAAAUGAGUCAACUACAUAAAAUGUUAAAAAGUAUUGAGUCUUUUAAAGACCGAUCAGAAUUGAUAACUUCAUUCUGCAAGGAGUUUAUAGUAGUAUUUCAGACACUUUUUGUUUCGCCAUUAUAUACUCCAACUAUUCAUUCUAACAGUCGAUUGAAAAAAUUUGGAAAUGAAAUCAAAGACACACGAGAAACUAGAACAGAAUAUGGUUGGUCAUUAAAUGAUAUGUGGAAAAUUUUCGAAGAACUUAGAGGCACUAACGGAUUCACAGAAUUCCCGCCUCAAGAUUUUUGCAAUGUGGAUUUUCAAGACUACAUUGACGAUAUUGAGAAAUAUAUCAAUUCUGCUGAUCGGUUAACACAAGAAUAUACAUUGAGAUCAUCUCUUAUUAGUUUACAAAAACUUGAUGUUAAAAAGUUUGUUUCACAUCAGUCGCAAAAUGAAGAUCUGAUGCAAAGUAUUUUGGUUUCAAAAUUUAAGCAAUAUUGGAUGCUUCAAAAGGAAGAUUCAGGAGACCAGCAAAAUACAGAGAAGCAAAUCGCAAAAAUUAUGGAAUCGAUGGGGAAAUUAAAAUUUAAAAAACCUAAAUUAACUAAAGCAUCACCUAUUGAUGAUAUAUUAUGGGCAAUCUAUGCUAUGUUCUUCGAGAAACCAUAUCACCAUUUAAAGAAAAUGUUAGACGAACGCACUGAUUUAUUAGUUAUGACGCAUGCUACAUCACUUGUUCAUUACGAGGAUUAUCUGAUGAAAUGGGCUGCAGAUAAUCUGGAUUCUGCAUAUGAAAGAGCGUUCGUGGUUACUAAACAAGAUGUUUCAGAUCUCGUUAAACUAUCACCUGAAGAAAAUAAGUCAAAUAGCAAUAAGACACAACCAAUUACAGAUUCUCCAAAGAACAAGACUUUUAAUAAUCUUACAAUGGAGAACUUUAAAUGGAUUCAAAACAGAAAAAAAAUUGACAAGAAGUCACAGACUAAUUCGGCAGAAGAAACAGAAGAUAAGCCCCCGAUUUUUUCAACUCUGUCGGAAACAAUGACUGAUAGGAUUAGAUACUUUAUGAAAGGAAAACCACCAGAUAAGGAAGAUAUGGUAAAGUUGUUUAUAAAUCUUGUUGAUAUGGGCAGAAAUCCAGACACAUUCGAUGAACCUGAAAGCAAGACUAAUCUUUCUAAACAAGAAGCAAAAGCUGUUGAUUAUGUCUAUAGGCGCCGUUUGACUAUGGGAAUCUCAAGCAGUAUCACUGAUGUUAUUCAACAGCUUGCUAAAAUGCAGUAUGAAUUCAGCCAUCAACAGACUGCCGGAAUUCUAAAAC